AUGAAAUUCGCAACGCUGCUUUCCUUCUCCUCUUUGGCCACACUGGCCUACGCCGUUCCAGCAAAUGAGAAUAGCGGCAACGAAACGGACAUACCCUGGGGUGCGUUCCCAGUGUCGUCGGACCCCAUUAUGCCACUUCCACUUCCCACUCCAACCCCGACUCAAACACCCACAUCUAACAGCGUCGGGAACCUCGGACGAGCCAUGAUUGAAAAUCACUGCAGUGUGCCAAUCUACAUCUGGUCUGUAGGAUCGACCCUUCGGCCCCAAGCCACAGUUCUCCCAAAUGGGAGUUUCUUCGAGACCUAUCGCCAUGACCCAGAACGCGGCGGCAUUGCGCUCAAGAUCAGCACUGUGCACGAUGGUCUGUACACGAGCUCGCCCAUGACGGUUUUCGCAUACAAUUUGGCCGAUGACAGUGUCUGGUACGACCUGUCCGACGUGUUCGGAGAUCCAUUCGCGGGGCACCCAGUUACCCUGAAUCCAUCGGAACCUGAGAUUUACUGGCCAAAUGGGGUUCAACCUAGUGGAAGCAUGGUUCGAAUGCGGGAUGCGUCAGGGGAUCUAAUUCUGACGCUGUGUUGA
Molecule: messenger RNA, 585 nt
Organism: Penicillium maclennaniae
Lineage: Eukaryota; Fungi; Ascomycota; Eurotiomycetes; Eurotiales; Aspergillaceae
Product: Bys1 family protein
Exons: 1
Coding region: 1-585 (194 amino acids)
Source: RefSeq, a predicted model, not a curated record